This is a messenger RNA of Trichomonas vaginalis G3, 1341 nucleotides long. RefSeq lists its product as uncharacterized. Lineage: Eukaryota; Parabasalia; Trichomonadida; Trichomonadidae. The record is from RefSeq and is a predicted model, not a curated record. Bases 1 to 1341 code for a protein of 446 amino acids. The transcript has a single exon.
AUGAGUAACGAUGGAGGAGAUUUUUAUUCCCUAACAGGAGUCUCAGCUGCUCUUGCAAGAGAUAUAGAAGAAAAGAUGGCAGGGGAAGAAGAAGAAUCAAAUCAAUUACAAAAUACUGAAGAAAAUCAGGAAAAUAAAAAUGAAAAUGAAAUACCACCACAAGACAACGAGAAUAACGAAACCAUUGAAACAUCCAACGAACUUGAACUUAAUGAGACAGCAAAAGAAGAAAAUAUUGAAAAAGUUGAUAAAAUUUCACAGAAUGUACCAUCAAAAUCUUCAUUUGAAUCUCCAGGCGAAAUUGAUUCUGGUUACAGCGUCCCCGGAUUUAAUGUUGUUGAUGAUUUAAUACCAGAAGUUGCUUUAAACAUGACAUUAGAUUUAAAUACACUCACGCCUUUAGAAACUCCUCCAAAAGACCUCGAAGAAUGCACUAAAGCCAUACAGUUAUUUCAUCAAAAAGGUCAAUUACCAGAAUUUCAUCUCCGACAAAAAGUUUUACAAUAUCUCGAGCGAGUGAAAGUAAAUGCUCUUGUCAAACUCAAAUACAGUGAAGCCAAAGAAGCUCAGGACGACAUAGUAGCAAUUACAAGUGCCUGUAUUGCAGAAGAUUCCGAAGCUGCCCAUGCCGAAAGGAUAUCUCAUUACGAAGAGAAAAUUGCCGAAGCAGAACAGAAUCUAAUUGAUGCCAACAAAGAAACAGAAGAACUUCUUAAGCGGAAACAGAAACAAUCACAAGAGAAGCAAAACCAACUAAAGCAGCACCAAGCAGAUGAAUUAGAUGACUUCGAACAGAAGUGGAAUGACGAAGACUUUCUGAGGAGAUUUGCAAAGCCAUCAAAUGAACUCAUGACUCUUCGAAGUGUCGAAAGAGCUCUUGUCGGAGGGAGGGAUUUCCUUGGCGCAGAAGAAGCCAGAGCUAAAAUAGAAUACUUAGAGCAAGUGGAGUCGGAAACUGCUCAAGGAAAGGCUGAACAGUCAAUGGCAAGAGAACAGGAUAAAUUAUUAUUAAAACACCAAAGAGAAUUGGCAGCAUUCGAAGAGUUGGCACAAAGGGAAAUUAAUGAUAUAGAAAGAGAUGGAAAAAUGAAGAGAGAAACUAUUGAAAAUAGAUUGGCAAAAUUAAGAUCAUCUUUGGCCGAACUUAAAAAGAGAAAACCAUUGCCGCCUUUACCACAAAGUCCGGCAUCCGCUCCUCCAGAGUCAACAAUCACCCCAAGAACAACAAAGAGAUAUAAUGUCUAUAAAUGCGCAGCAAGAAACCCUAAAAUAACAAUAAAACCAUUGGGUAAGAUUGCGGCAAAAAGAAGAUCUGCUUUGACAAAAACUGUGAAGAUAUAA